UUCACUUUAACACUAUCACCAACGUCAUCGCCAUAGAAAUUUCAACACCCCUUCUCUCUCUCUCUCUCUCUCUCUCUCUCUCUCUAGCUCUCGCAGAACAGCUUGAUCGACCUCGGAGAUCGCCGGAGUUGUGCUGAAACCGAAACCAUGGCCGCGACCACCACGACCACGUCCGGUAUCGGCGGAGGCGGCGGAGGGGGGGGCGGCGGCGGCGGCGGAGGCGGAGGCGGGGGUGGGGGUGGGGGGGGGGGUGGAGGGGGAGGCGGGGCGGAGGACCGCGUGAUGGCGACCGCGCAGCAGAUUCUGAAGAGCCUCAACACUCCCAAGGAAGUCCGGGAGGACAUGCUCCUCAUCUUCUCCAGCUUCGACAAUCGCCUCUCCAAGAUCACCGACUUGAUCCACACUUCGUCGGCCCUGGAGGACCGGUUCGACUCGGCGGAGAAGGUGAUCCUCCGCUACGACUCCAAUUCCAACUCUCUCGCCUGGGAGGACUCGCCGGAGGAGGCCGGCGAGUACUUGUCCGCGCUCGACGAGAUUCUGCAGCUGUGCGAGAACUUGACCGUCGAAGACGAUAAGGACUUUGUUGACCGUGCCGAUACCGCGAUCCAGAUCGCCAUGUCGCGAUUGGAGGACGAGUUCCGACACAUACUGAUCCGCAACACGGUGCCUCUGGAUGCUGAUCGGCUCUACGGAUCCAUCCGUAGGGUUUCCCUCUCCUUCGUCUCGAACGACGGUGUGAUUGGUGAUGAAUUCGAGAGUUUCGGUGAGGUCGAUAAUGACAGCAGCGGUUGUUUUCACGAGCGAGGCGCGAGCAUAGGUGAUGAUUUGUUUGUGGACUUGAUUAAUCCGGAUGCUGUGGUGGAAUUGAGGGAGAUCGCUGAUAGGAUGAUUAGGUCCGGGUAUGAGAAGGAGUGUUGCCAGGCUUAUACUAGCGUGAGACGAGAGGCGUUGGAUGAGUGUUUGGUGAUCUUAGGAGUUGAGAAGUUAAGUAUCGAGGACGUGCAGAAGGUUGAGUGGAAGGAUUUGGAUGAGAAGAUGAAGAAGUGGAUACAGGCUGUGAAGAUUGCGGUAAGAGUCUUGUUAACUGGCGAAAAGAGGCUUUGUGAUCAGAUUUUUAAUGGCUCUGAUUCCAUUAAGGAGAUUUGCUUUAACGAGACUGCAAAGUGGUCUAUGAUGCAAUUGUUGAAUUUUGGAGAGGCCGUUUCGAUUGGCAACAGGUCAUCAGAGAAGCUCUUUAGGAUUCUCGAUAUGUAUGAUGCUCUUGCAGAUGCCUUGCCGAAUUUGCAGGCAAUGGUUACUGAUGAGUUUGUGUGUUCUGAGGCCAAAGGUGUAUUAUCUGGAUUGGGAGAGGCUGCAAGAGCCACUUUUUCGGAGUUUGAGAAAGCAGUGCGGGGUGAAACCUCGAGGAAACCGAUGCAAAAUGGGGAGAUUCACCCCAUAACUCGAUAUGUGAUGAAUUAUCUUAAGUUACUCGUGGUUUACAUUGAAACUCUGGAUUCUCUUUUGGAGAGCGAUGAGGAUGAGCUUCAUGGUUCAGAAAGAGUUGACGGGGACAAGCUGCAAACUGAGAGGGUGUCUCCGGUUACUCGGCAUUUCCAGUCGCUGAUUUCCACUCUAGAGUCGAACCUUGAGGAGAAAUCAAGACUUUACGAGGAUGCUGCCAUUCAGUACAUAUUCCUGAUGAAUAAUAUCUGGUACGUAGUGCAGAAAGUGAAGGAUUCUGAGCUCGGGAAACUUUUGGGUGACCAUUGGGUUCGGAAGCGCCGUGGGCUGACCCGCCAAUAUGCCACAAUUUAUCUAAGGGCCUCUUGGAGCAAGUCGCUAUCUUUCUUGAAGGAUGAGGGCAUUGGCGGCAGCUCAAAUAACGCUUCUAAGGUGGCAUUGAAGGAUAGGUUUAAGAACUUCAAUGCAUGCUUCGAGGAAAUUUACAGGAUUCAGACGGCUUGGAAGGUCCCAGAUCCUCAGCUCCGAGAAGAGCUCCGCAUAUCUAUAUCUGAGAAGGUGAUCCCAGCCUAUCGUUCCUUUGUGGGACGGUUUGGGAGUCAGCUCGAGAGCGGGAGGAAUGCUGGGAAGUAUAUCAAGUAUACGCCAGAAGAUUUGGAGAAUUACUUGCUGGACUUGUUUGAAGGAUCGCCAGGAGUGCUGCAUCAUUUGAGAAGAAAAAGUUCGUCGUAGGAGUAUACAAUACUUGUGUAACAGGUGAGGAUGCUGCUCUUAUAAAGAAGAUUAAAGCGGAAAUGUACCCGUCUGUGGUAGCAUGAUGCAUUGGAUGUUUAAUUUUGGUUUUUAACAUUAUAAACAACAGCUUUUGGUUGAGAUGUUUCCCUUUUACUUGAUGUACAUGUAUAAUAGAACAUAGCUCGACACCUUUUGUGUACAUUAUUAUAUGAAUUCGUACUGAGCAUUCAACUAGUCAAGAUAUCAUGGACUUCUUGCUA
Messenger RNA from Syzygium oleosum, 2438 nucleotides. RefSeq names its product exocyst complex component EXO70B1. Gene Ontology annotation, biological process: exocytosis. Gene Ontology annotation, cellular component: exocyst. The record is from RefSeq and is a predicted model, not a curated record. Lineage: Eukaryota; Viridiplantae; Streptophyta; Magnoliopsida; Myrtales; Myrtaceae. Gene Ontology annotation, molecular function: phosphatidylinositol-4,5-bisphosphate binding.